GAUUUCGGAAGCAUAUGUAUUUGCUCUUUCUUUCUUUCUUUUUGCUGCGUGACUUAGUUGCAGUCUCUGUCUUUUCUCUUUCAGGAACUUACGAUUUUCUCUUUAGUUUUAGUUCAUGUAGUUCUCAAAGUUUGUUCUUAAUGGUGAUCUAGAAGCUCUUUAUGCUUGAAGAAGACUUCAUCUAAUUUGUUUUUAUAGUUUUUUUUGGAGGAUUUAGAAGAUGUCUCAAACUGCUGGCAAUCUCAAUGAGGCUAUGCUGGACAGUGAAGUGGUGCCAUCGUCACUUGUUGAGAUUGCUCCGAUCCUCAGUGUAGCUAAUGAAGUAGAAGCUAGUAACCCACGUGUUGCUUACUUAUGUCGUUUUUAUGCGUUUGAGAAGUCAUGCAAGGUUGAUCCCUCAUCAAAUGGUCGUGGUGUUCGCCAGUUCAAAACUGCGAUUAUUCAGCGCUUGGAACAUGAGAAUGAAAGAACUCUUGCAGGAAGGAAUAAGAGUGACGCCAUCGAAAUGAAACGUUUCUAUCAACACUACUACAAGAAAUACAUCCAGGCUUUGCUCAAUACUGCUGACAAAGAUGACCGUGCUCAACUUACGAAGGCAUAUCAAACUUCUGUUGUUCUCUUUGAAGUUGUGAAGGCUGUUAAUCAGACAGAAGAUGUGGAACUGGCUGACGAGGUUGAAGAAAAAAGCCAAAUCGACAUGCUUUACAACAUUCCUCCCCUUGAUCCUGAUACUCCAAAUCAGGAUAUAAUGAAAUUUCCUGAGGUUAACCAAUUAAACAUCCCACUCGGAAUGGUUACUCUGGACAGUGAAGUGGUGCCAUCGUCACUUGUGGAGGAGAUUGCUCCGAUCCUCCGUGUAGCCAAUGAAGUAGAAGCUAGUAACCCUCGUGUUGCUUACUUAUGUCGUUUUUAUGCGUUUGAGAAAGCACACAGACUUGAUCCAACGUCAAGUGGUCGUGGUGUUCGCCAGUUUAAGAAUGCGCUUCUUCAACGCUUAGAUCAGGACAAUGAAACAAGUCUUGCAGGAAGGCAAAAGGGUAGUGAUGCAUGGGAAAUGCACAGUUUUUAUCAACAUUACAACGAGACAUAUAUUCAGCCUUUGCUAGACGGUGCUGACAAAGCUGACCGUGCUCAACUUAAAAGGGCAUAUCAAACGUAUGCUGUUCUCUUUGAAGUUUUAAAGGCUGCUGAUGUAGAAAUGGAUGAUGAGGCGAAUCUGAUGAUUUUGAAAGCCCACACAAAGGUCAAAGAAAGAAUUCAGAUUCUAUGUGCCUUGGAUGACGAUGCUGACAUUAUUCAGGGAUACCCAUCUCAACAACCAAAUGGAGUUAAAGAAUCCAAAUUAAAAAGAGAAAGUGUUGAUCAAAUAUCUAUUCUUAUCAACACUAUAAAAGAAGGAAAUAAACAACUUCUAGAGCAACUGAAGAAGACACACGAACAAAGACAACAGUUUCUGGAUAUUCAAAGUAAGACCUACGCACUCAAAGAAAUUGGAGAAGAAAACAAAAUAUUAUUGCUGGACUUGAGUUCUAUACAAAAUCCGCAUAUUCUUUCAUUUAUGGAGGGUGAACAAACAAGGAUUUUGCAAAAGCGUAAUCCGUACGAUUUUUUUUCUUCUUCUUGAGAACAAUGAUCAGUACCGAUGUUAAGAAUCUAUCAUUCGCUAUAUUUCGGUUUUGGCAAUAUUUUAAUGAUCUUGGUGCAUCUAAAAAUGAUUUACCAGAUGAUUAAUUUAAUAGUCUUUGUUGUAUUUAUCUUUACUUUUGCUACUCUAUGUAUUCUGAAAUUUAAAGUUACUUGCGAUUUAAUA
Raphanus sativus (radish) is the source of this 1810-nucleotide messenger RNA. Its product is annotated as callose synthase 2. Gene Ontology annotation, cellular component: multivesicular body. Bases 221 to 1624 code for a protein of 467 amino acids. NCBI's taxonomy places the organism in Eukaryota, Viridiplantae, Streptophyta, Magnoliopsida, Brassicales, Brassicaceae. The record is from RefSeq and is a predicted model, not a curated record. The transcript is spliced from 9 exons. Gene Ontology annotation, biological process: late endosome to vacuole transport via multivesicular body sorting pathway.